Molecule: messenger RNA, 1902 nt
Organism: Caenorhabditis angaria
Lineage: Eukaryota; Metazoa; Nematoda; Chromadorea; Rhabditida; Rhabditidae
Source: the annotation of a GenBank genome assembly
AUGGACGAUGAUUCGUUGGCUGGAAAUUCAGGUGAGCGUUUUUGUUUCUAUUCUAUAGAAAAUUAAUCAACAGUAUUUUUGUUCUAGGUGGAAAAGGAUAUUGGAAGCAGAAUUUGUAUUUAUUGCAAGAAAAAGCGCCGAAACCAAAUGCAGUUUUAUGUCGAAGACAAUUAGAAAAUCGACCAAGGCAAUAUGGCCAAGAAUUUCAUGGAUUAAUAGAACGCGCAGAUGCCGAAAGAAUGCUGUUACAAUCUGGAGAAGGCGCAUAUCUUGUGAGAGAAUCGACACGUUCAAAAGACGCUUAUACAUUAUGUAUGGUUUUUGAAGGAAAAGUUAUGAACUAUAAAUUAUUUUAUGACGGCGCUUUUUAUGUGGGCGAAAAACGAUUUGAUACAAUGGAUCUUCUUGUUGCUGAUGGUUUAAUAUCAAUGUUCGUUGAUUUACACGCUUCAGAUUAUAUAAAACGAAUGGCUGACGAAGCGAUUUAUGAGGAUAGUCCUUAUUCGAAAUAUACAAAUGCAACUUCAGAUAUUGCUCGAAGACCAAUUACAAGAUCUCAUAAUUUUUCGUCAUAUACUUUCAAAGCUCCACAUUACUGUGAUUAUUGUCGCAAUUUUCUUUGGGGUUUAGUUCAUCAAGGAAUGCGAUGUGAGGAUUGCGGAUUUGCAGCACACAAAAAAUGUUCAGAAAAAACACUGCAUGAUUGUAGACCUGAAGCGAAAUAUGUGAAAAGAAUGUUUGCUGUGGAUAUUACGACACUUUGUAUGGCACAUUCUACUGAUUUACCACCAGUUGUAACACUUUGCAUUGAUGAGGUAAGCUCAUUUGAAAUUCAUAGUCUUUUUCAAAAAAAAAAAGAAAUAUGUUUCAUGUCAGGUCGAAAGUCGUGGAUUGAAUGUGGAAGGAAUUUAUCGAGUUUCUGGAUCGCAUGAACAUAUGGAAAAGUUGAGACAACAAUUCGAUUCGAAUCAAAAUGUUGAUUUGAAUAAUGUAGCCGAUAUUCAUACAGUCUGCGGAUUGUUGAAAUUAUAUUUCCGACUUCUUCCACAACAAUUAAUUCCAUUUAGUGUGCAUAAGAAUAUGCUUCUGGCUUAUCAGGAGACGAAUAAUCGACCGAUUCAUGAUAGAAUUCGGAUAUUGAGGUAGAUUUUUGAAAAAAUUCGGAAUUGAGUUAUGACGUGGCAAAGUUUGUUGCCUGUUACAAGGGAGCUGUUUCAACUUGCAAUCGUGAUUUUCAAUGAAAUUUAUGUUUUCUAGUAGUUUUCGACUCACUGACUUACGAUUCCGUUGUCUAAAACCGCUAAGCUCAACUCCUAACAUGAGUAAUGACGUGACAAAGUUGGAAAAAGUCGAAAUAUUGCGACUUUGGGAGGUCCGAAUUGUUAAUCGAGACUCCUGAAUAACGCUAUGCUAUCAGAUUUUCAUGAAAAUAAAUUUGAAAAUGAGUUUCGACCUCCUAAAGUCGCAGUUUUUCGAAAUUUUCCAACUUUGCCACGUCAUAGCUCAUGUUAGGAGUGGAGUUUCGCAGUUUCAGACAGCGGAAUCGUGAUCAGCGGGUCGAAAACUACUAGAAAACAUAUAUAUUUUAUUAAAAAUCACGAUUGCAAAUUGAAACAGCUUCCUUAUUAGAACACAGGCCCUGCUGAACUAUUCACAACUUUUUUCCCUUCCAGAAAAACCAUAAUGGAAUUAUCCGACGCCAACAUCAUAACCCUUGGCGCAAUUUUGGCACAUUUGAAAAAAGUGUCGGAGCACAGCUCGCAGAACAAAAUGACCAUCGAAAACCUGGCCACAAUUUUCUCGCCAACACUUUUCUGCUCUGGCGCCAUUCCAGCAAUGCCAAAUCAUCAAUUGUUGCAUUUUAUGAUCAGUAAUCCGAGAAUUGUUCCAAAACAUCAAUAA